Molecule: messenger RNA, 860 nt
Organism: Drosophila serrata
Lineage: Eukaryota; Metazoa; Arthropoda; Insecta; Diptera; Drosophilidae
Gene: elm
Product: calcineurin like EF-hand protein 1 elm
Molecular function (GO): calcium ion binding
Source: RefSeq, a predicted model, not a curated record
AUGCCAUUCGCGAGACUUGUGGGAAAAGUUAAAGAAUUGAAUAAGCGCUCAAAACAACGUCAUCAUGGGCAUAAAUCGUCGUUGUUUCUGCGGAACGAGGAGAUCGCCCAGAUUCAGGAGGAAACUGGCUUCACCCCCAACCAAAUUGAGCGGCUGUACUCGCGCUUUACGUCGCUGGACCGGAACGAUUGCGGAACGCUUUCGGAGGAUCUGAUGCGCAUCCCCGAGCUGGCCAUUAAUCCGCUAUGCGAGCGGAUUGUGCACUCCUUUUUCGCUGAGAGCAACGAUGACCGAGUAAACUUUAGGCAGUUCAUGAACGUGCUCGCCCACUUCCGACCGCUAAGGGACAACAAGCAGAGCAAGCUGAAUAGUCGGGAGGAGAAGCUGAAGUUUGCGUUUAAAAUGUACGACCUGGAUGACGAUGGUGUGAUCAGCCGCGAUGAGCUCCUGUCCAUCUUGCACAUGAUGGUGGGGGCGAACAUUAGCCAGGAUCAGUUGGUGAGCAUUGCGGAGAGGACGAUUCUGGAAGCGGACUUGUGCUGCCAGGGAAAGAUCUCGUUUGAGGACUUCUGCAAGGCGCUGGACCGCACCGAUGUGGAUCAGAAAAUGUCUAUUCGGUUUCUCAACUGAGUUGGGUUUCCGGAGUCACGGGGAAGGAGCGAGUUUUUUAGUCAGUGUGUACCAAAUAGUUUAGGUCGAGAGUCAGUAGUGAGGCAUUCCGGUGUGUAACUGAAACCUCUAUUUUGUUUUGGAGCACUCUAUAUCUCUAGGUGCUCAUAAAGCGUAAUAAUGAAUAAGUGAAUUUCAAAAGUUUACAAUUAAAAACACAAUUUAAAACGUCACAAAGUGUAAAAAAUAAA